Hypoxylon trugodes is the source of this 1350-nucleotide messenger RNA. Its product is annotated as cysteine proteinase. Gene Ontology annotation, molecular function: cysteine-type deubiquitinase activity. Bases 1 to 1350 code for a protein of 449 amino acids. The transcript has 6 exons. Gene Ontology annotation, cellular component: cytoplasm. NCBI's taxonomy places the organism in Eukaryota, Fungi, Ascomycota, Sordariomycetes, Xylariales, Hypoxylaceae. Gene Ontology annotation, biological process: protein deubiquitination; ubiquitin-dependent protein catabolic process. The record is from RefSeq and is a predicted model, not a curated record.
AUGGAUAAUGAGCCCACCAUGGAAAAUGAGACUUCCGGCGAAAUAGCUGGCGAACCACCCGACAAGGGAACUCGCCCAAAGCGCAAAGCCGCUCAGGUGGCUAAAGAAAUUAUCGACGAAGAUGAUACCAGCGCACUUCUAGACAAUGUAUUGAGUGCGAUGUCCGAAGAUGAGCAUGAUGAGUAUCUGGGCUGGGUCGAACUUGAAUCUGAGCCGGCCUUCUUUAAUGCCAUGCUACUCGCGCUCGGAACCGUGAGUUUCAAGGUACAAGAAGUCUAUAGCUUAGAUACUGAAAGCUUGAAAUCCUUAUCACACCCGGUACAUGGAUUUAUUUUCUGCUUCGAAUACGAGGGAGAUAGCGAACCAAGUCAUGAGAAAGAACGUCAAGACUGUCCGCCUGGACUUUGGUUUGCCAAUCAGACAGCCGGCAAUGCCUGUGCUACUGUCGCAUUGACGAAUAUCAUCAUGAAUGCCAAAGACGUUAAUCUCGGCGGCGAUCUCCAAGGUUUUCGAGAAGAGACAUCAUUAUUGCCGCCUCCCCACCGAGGUCGCGUCUUGGAUGAAGACGAUUUCAUUCGUAGUGUUCAUAACUCCGUAGCGAGGCGUAUCGACCUUCUUGCCGAAGAUCUAGUACUCGACAAUAAGUAUGAAGAGUCGCUUAAGAAGAAACGACCACGAGGGAAAUCCUCCUCAUCCUCUUCUUCUCGCCAAUCCCGCAAGAAGCGUAAUAUCGAAACGAAUUAUCACUACAUCGCCUACGUACCCGUAAACGGCCAAGUAUGGGAAUUAGAUGGCUUUCAAGUGAAGCCUCUUUGCCUUGGGCCUGUCGGGGAUUCAUGGCUCGAGAAAGCAAGUGCAGCAAUCCAAGAACGCAUGCUACGCAACGAAUUCGCCCCAUUCAGUCUCCUAGCUAUCAGCAACUCACCCCUCCUCACUCUAUCCCGUAAACUCUCCAUAAGCCUAGCCUGCUCCCACACCCUCCACGAACUCUUCAGCAAAGACCCCGCAUGGGUAUACCCGGAUCCCUUUGAGACCUACAACGAUGAACGUCUCGAUCGAUUAUUCAUAGAGCGCGACCAAAUCGUAAGUCUCGAGCCUGAUGAUUUCAAGGUUAUAGUAAGCCAGCCGGGUUUUACGGUCUACAAGGCUCUUAAGUACGCGAGAAGCCUACAGGAGGAACAAGAGGUUUUCGAUGCGAAAUAUGCUGUCGAGCUGGCGGCGGCGGAAGACGCGUUGGAGACUAUACGUGGACGGCAGCGCGAUUAUACGCCUGCUAUACAUGAGUGGGUGAAAGUAUUAGCAGAGAAAGGUGUGUUAAGGGAGUUGAUCCUCGAGAUGGAUGGAUCAUGA